Messenger RNA from Gymnogyps californianus (California condor), 2567 nucleotides. RefSeq names its product XK related 5 (gene XKR5). Gene Ontology annotation, biological process: engulfment of apoptotic cell; apoptotic process involved in development; phosphatidylserine exposure on apoptotic cell surface. The transcript is spliced from 7 exons. Bases 1 to 1959 code for a protein of 652 amino acids. Gene Ontology annotation, cellular component: plasma membrane. The record is from RefSeq and is a predicted model, not a curated record. Lineage: Eukaryota; Metazoa; Chordata; Aves; Accipitriformes; Cathartidae.
AUGCGCGGGGCCUUCCCGGGGCUCUGCUUGGCGCUGCUGGCGGCGGAGCGCGGAGCGCGGCUCUGCGCCAUCAUCCACUACCUUGUCCGUGGGCAGUUGGGCUGGUUCGGGCUGACCGUCGCCUGCGUGGUACCCGGCUACGCGGCUCAGCUCCUCAGCAUCCUCUGGUUCAGGGCGGACGGCCGCCCGCCCGGCUGCUGGCUCCUGGCGCUCCACCUCCUACAACUGGGCCUCUGGAAGCGGUACUGGGAUGUUUUGCGGAUGGCGGCAAAGACGGGCGGCAGUGCCUGUACCGGGGAGGUACUGACGCAGCAUGGGGACGUGUGUGUGCUGCGGCUCCUGGAAGCCCUGCUGCAGACCCUGCCUCACCUCCUGCUGCAGGCCUACGUCGUCGUGGCAGUCGACCCAGCGGGCUUCGUCCCUGGUGUCAGCGCGGGGCUGUCCCUGCUCUCCCUCGCCUGGGCUUUGGUCUCCUACAGCCGCUUUGCCUGCCUCCUGAAACCCGGUCACCUCUGCCCGCCGGCCACAGCCAUCCUCUGCCUGCUGCUCUGGAGGACGGGGAUGCUGGGGACCAGGGUCCUGGCCCUGGUGCUCUUUGCCAGGCUGUAUUCUUUUUGGGUUUUUGCUGUGGGAGGUAUCCACUGGUUGCUCAUGUCCUUCUGGCUGGUGGCCCAGCAGACAGACAUCGUGGCCCAGCCCUGCCGCUGGAGGCUGUUCAAUUGCCUGGUGGGAGCCGUGUACAUCUUCUGCUACGUUAAUGUCCGGCCCGGUCCCUCCAAGCAUAGGGUGGCCACGUUUUAUGCUAUAAUGCUGAUGGAGAACACCCUCCUGCUGCUGCUGGCCACCGGGUUCCUGCAGGCCGAGCUGAGGAACAGCCUGUGCGUGACCGGGGCCGUCAUGUCAGGGUCUGCAAUAGGUGCUGCAGCUCUGGUGGUUUAUUACAGCCUGCUCCAUCCCAAGUCCACAGAGAUCUGGCAGGGCUUCCUGGAGACAACCUGCAGUGCUGCGGCUGCCGGUGAUGACGAGGUUGCUGGAGACAGCUCCCAAGCGGGGCAGAGUUUGGGAAUUUCAGGAGAUGGAGAGUCCUUGGCAGGGGAAAGGACCACGGCAGAUCCCAAAAACGGGAACAGCUCAUCGCUCCUGCAAUUCAGAGGGUGUUUGGAGGACGGCUGGACAAACCAUCACCACUGGCUGCUGGUAAAGCUGGCCUUGAAGACAGGAGAUGUGUCCACGAUCAACGCAGCUUUUGGAGAUGGUGGCAUGGGAGAGGUUUACCCUGGAGGAUGGAUGAUGGGGAAACCCGCUGGUGUUGAGCCUGGGGCAAACCUUUCCCUCCCCACGAGGGAAAUCGGUCCUGGGGGUGUUGAAUCUGGUCUGACUGAUGAGAAAUUGCUGGCGGUGGGGAAUGGAGGAGGCGGCAAACCCAGCGCUGGCGCUGCGAGAACGGGAUGGGAGGACAGAGGAGGGCAGGAGGCUAGUUUUCACCCAGCCGUAUCCUGUCCCGGCAGCUUCUCCCCGGAUCUGGCCGAGGGCUCCUCUGUGUAUUUCAGUGUGAGUGCAGGAGGCAUCGCCUCUCCCGGCGCGGGGACAGCCACAGCUACUUGCAUGGCCCUGGUGCAAAGGGAUGGCGAAGCCCAGCCUUCCCCAGGCUGCCUGGGAGGAGGAGGAGGAGGAGGAGGGGAUUUGUCCCUUGAGAUGGCAAGCAUCAGCCCAAUCCUGGGCGCUUGUGCCCACAAGCAUCUGCAGAGCAGCUCUUCCCUCAGCGACGUGAGUGGCUGCGGGGUGGCGGGUCCCCCCAAAGAGGGCUCGGAGCCCGUGGGGCCGGAGGGUGCCCUCGUGGGGUGGCAUCGCCCUUGGGACACCCACCCUUGUGGCACACAGGGGACUGACGUGAGGAGCAAGCUGAGGUCACCGUGCUUCACCUCCACCCCCAAGGCUGACCCUAGAUGCCCCCAGUGAGGACUGGGGGAGCUGGGAGAGGGGACAGACCUGUCUGGGUUGCUGGAGUGACCCUGUAAAUUGCUGCACCGUCACCUUCGGUCAGCGUUGGGGUGACUGCCUCGUCAGUAGGGCACAGCAGGAGGUGGUGGGAUGUUAAUGCUGGCCAUGAAGACUGUCUCCAAUGUGCCCCUGCCGCUGGGCAGAUGUGGUCCUCCAUCGCUAGAACAUCACCUUCCCUCCCGGCGCAUCUUCUGCUUGCAGUUUUGGAGAGCUUCAAAGGUCUUAAAAAGCCUUAAAAGUCCAGGCGUAGGUAUUUAUUAAACUUAUUUAUGUAACAGUCUUGCUAGGCAGCUGGAGCAUGCUGCCUUUGAUAUAUUUGUGACGAUGUCUUGAAGCACGUCCUUUAACAAGUGCCUGUACGAGCUGCUGGUCUGUCCCAGCGUGGAGAUCUGGCUGCUGUCUCCAGGGGCUGCGAGGCUGACCAAAGCAGGAGUCUUCUCAGGAUAAACAAGUGCCUAAACCAGAAAAAUAGUGAGUUUUACUCUCAGAUGCCCUUCCUUCUGGGCAGAAUAAGCCCUAAAGUAAGGCUCAGCAGUGCUUGAUUUAUUUUUCCCCCACCAGGUUCA